Messenger RNA from Cuculus canorus (common cuckoo), 7792 nucleotides. RefSeq names its product 5-hydroxytryptamine receptor 5B. Lineage: Eukaryota; Metazoa; Chordata; Aves; Cuculiformes; Cuculidae. Gene Ontology annotation, biological process: chemical synaptic transmission; G protein-coupled receptor signaling pathway, coupled to cyclic nucleotide second messenger. Gene Ontology annotation, cellular component: dendrite; plasma membrane. Gene Ontology annotation, molecular function: G protein-coupled serotonin receptor activity; neurotransmitter receptor activity. The coding region runs from base 128 to 1171 and encodes 347 amino acids. The record is from RefSeq and is a predicted model, not a curated record. The transcript is spliced from 2 exons.
AGGGCGGUUCGCGCUCCCGCUCGGCGGCGGCGGCGCUGGGGACGGUGCCGAGGGAGCGGUGCUCGUGUGCAGGAGUAGCGAGGAGCCGAGCACCGGUCUUGGCCGUGGCGGAGCCCUUGCGCCCGGCAUGGGCGACAACGCCUCGUCGGCCAACGUGGACGCCAACGCCUCCUCGGUGGGCACGUGGAAGGGCCGGGAGCCUUUCUCCUUCUUCACCGUCCUCAUCCUGACUCUGCUGGUGCUUCUGACCGUGGCCACCUUCCUAUGGAACCUGCUGGUGCUGGCUACCAUCCUGCGAGUGAAGGCUUUCCACCGGGUGCCCCACAACCUUGUGGCCUCCACGGCGGUGUCGGAUGUGCUGGUGGCGGCCCUGGUGAUGCCGCUGAGCUUGGUGAAGGAGCUGUCAGCCGGGCGGCGGUGGCGGCUGGGCCGGGAGCUGUGCCUCGUCUGGGUCUGCUUCGACGUCCUGUGCUGCACAGCCAGCAUCUGGAACGUCACCGCCAUCGCCCUGGACCGAUACUGGUCCAUCACCCGCCACCUGGAGUAUACGCUGCUCACCCGCCGCCGCAUCUCCAACAUCAUGAUCGCUCUCACCUGGCUGCUCUCUGCUGCCAUCUCCCUCGCCCCCCUUUUCGGCUGGGGGGAGACUUACAGCCCUGAGCAGGAGCGCUGUCAGGUCAGCCAGGAGCCAUCCUACGCCAUCGUCUCCACUGGCGGGGCAUUCUACCUGCCCCUCUGCGUGGUGCUCUUCGUCUACUGGAAGAUCUACAAGGCGGCCAAGUUCCGCAUGGGGGGCCACAGGAGGAAUGCUGUGGUACCCCUUCCCAAGGCUGCCCAGGUGAAGGAAGCUUCGCAUGAACCACAGAUGGUGUUUACAGCUCAUCAUGCAGCUAUCACUUUCCAGACAGAUGGAGAAACAUGGAGGGAACAGAAAGAGAAAAAGGCAGCUCUGAUGGUUGGCAUCUUAAUUGGAGUUUUUGUACUGUGCUGGAUCCCUUUCUUCAUCACAGAAUUAAUAAGUCCCCUCUGUUCCUGCAACAUCCCACCCAUCUGGAAAAGCAUCUUUCUUUGGCUUGGCUACUCCAAUUCUUUCUUUAAUCCUCUCAUUUAUACAGCAUUUAACAAAAAUUACAAUAAUGCCUUCAAGAGCUUUUUUGUAAAGCAGAGAUAAAAGGGGACACGGAGGAGAAAAUUAUUACUUUGUUGUGUAAUACAAAGAUUUCUUGAGGGAAACAUGCCUAUGAUAUGUACGGUUUUCAUGCACGAGACCUACUAAAAGGGAUUUAAGAACAAUGGAAAAAGUGGAAGAUGUUUGGAUAUAAAUCUACUGACAGUUUGCAGUUCCCCCUUGGAAAUACGUAUAUGCUGCUCCAGGGUUUGGCAAAGAAGAUUGAACCAGUGAAUACCUCCCAUCUGCUCUUUAGAUCAACAUGUGUUAAGAUCGCAAGUGAAGCACUGUAUGUGUCUAAUACCAUGACCAUCAAAUCUAACCAGACUGAUCUCAUGUAAACACCUGCAGGUGCCAUUCUGUAGCUCACUCAUCGUUAGCAAAGGCACCAUUGGGAACUGCUAAUUGAGCAAUACUGAGAUGUUUGUGAUAUGGGCAGGAUGCUGGAUUCAUUUUUGAGAUUUAUUUGGAAGGGAAUAAACAUGCUAUAGUCAAUCAGUCGUUGAACUGAUGAGAAAUUAAAAUGGGUGACUAAGCAGCUCAAAACCACACCUUAGUAUGAUGGAAGGGCUGCGUGUUCCCUAGCAAGCCUCAGUCUUUGAUGGGAAGGCUUAGUGAAAUACAGGUCAGUUAUCUCCACUAGGGUUAAGUGACAUUUUAGAGCCAAGUAUAAAAUUAUUAAGAGAUACUGAGAAUAUGCUUGCAUGGGAGGAGGAGCUAGUGUGGAGUUUUCACCUGGCUUAUACUCCAUCACUCUACAGGUCUCAGGCUCUCCCUGUUUUAAGAAACUCGGGUGAGGUUAAGAUCGGCACCUGAUACCUCCAAGUGAAGCAGGACUGUAUGCAGUCCAUUAUUUCAUACUACCAUAACACUGGGCGUAUAUUUGCUAUUACAAACACCAAACGUUGUAGUCAAUCACCAGGCUUGCUGGCAGCAACGUGUGGCUGCUUGUCAGUGGAAGGUACCUGUGCUGUGCUGUCUGGGGUCCUUGUCUCAUAAAUAUUACUGUAAGAAAGGUAUUGAUGCCAUCAGGUCUGAAUGACUCCAAAACCUCCAGUGUGACUCAAACCCAAGCCUUAAAUUGUUUUUCCAAGAAUUAACAAACACGCUGUCCUGACAAGUAUGUACAUACAUAAAUUAAAAGACAAGUCUUGCCAUGGAUACUGCCCAGUGUCUCUCUCUCUAUUUUUAUCUCUAGUGCGUUUUAGUUUUUGUCCUUCCCUGAAGGGGGAUGCUGAUGGUAUCUCUGAGUAUUCUCUGCAUGGCAGCUUUUUACUGACACAGAGUCCCAGCACCGUCUCCCAUUUCCUGCUUAAGCGUCUAUAGGUACCAUAAAGGCUCCAUUUGAAGCUAGGGUUUAACCUUUUACGCUGCCUUUCUCUGCCAGUUUUGUGUUUCCUGGAGCUUAGGCAACCUUUUGAUUCAAAGCGUACUCUUGGGCAAACAGCACAAAACAACUAAAACUCACCAAUUUCAGGCCCAGCAGUCUACAACGCUGGUAUCUUGAUCUCACUGAAGCGCAUCACACUCGGCCUCACCUCUGACAGUUACCAUGCUGUUGGGUAUUGCACUGAUGUGAGUGCUGAUCAUGAAGCCCCAAAGUCUUGGCAUCCUGGCGGUUUCUUCACAGGCAAUAGCAGCUACAUGUAUUCGCAGCAGCUAUGUGUAUUUGCGUCAGCCAGGUGUCCUUGCAUUAGCUAGGGACUGACAUACCUAGCAGUCACAUCAGGGAAAUGUUAUCAAGUAUCUUGUAGUCUGGAAAACAGAAAAGUGAUGCAGCCUUUACUUGCUUAAUUGUAAAUCAGAGUUUAUUGCAGUGUAGUCUAAAAUGAUUCAUGUGUCUGGUGAUGCGAAUUUGUGCUUUAUGCAGGUAUAUAGGCAACCUAGACCGAGGCAAGUUCCAACUCCUUUCUAAAUAAGUGAUUUUAACAAAUGCUGUCUGUUGAAGGGCACAUCCCACCAGUUCCUUAAGGGAACUACCUGGGCUCAUCUCAUUAGCACAAGUCUGUGUAGCUUAUGCAUCUAUGCAGGAUGCUUCUCCCCUCACUUUCAAUGUGAAUUAAGAAAUUUUAAUAACCUAGAAUUAGAAAAAGUUUUUAGAUAGUGGCUCAGACUUUUAAAUGCCAACUAAAAAAAAUCUUUCCCAUGUGAAUCUCAUUUACCUGCAUAUGGAAUAGCUACAGUUCAAACUAGUGUUUGGAGGAAGGAAGACACACACGUAAGAGUCUAAAAGUUACUAAAACCUGUAGGCCUUAUACAGAACCAUUGGUGAAUUUUUCAAGUUAAUUGAUUUUUUUUCAUGUAAGAUAUUGCUCUAAAAACCUUGAAAUCCAAACAAAUGCCAUGGAAAGAGAAAAUGAAGAGGUCAUCUUAAACUAGUUGUUGAAAAGCAUGCAACUCUCCUGCACGUGGCCACUCCUCAGGCUUCCAAUAAUCAUGUUUUGGCCAAAUUUUAGUGCCUGUAAGAUAAGCAGUUAUUGGCAGGCAGGUCUAAGACAACCUGGCUGCGCAUCACAGUCUAUGGCUGCAGCAGCAGAGCUAUUUGUUCCAACUGUAUUUGUCCACUAACUAGAGGAAUACCAGGCUCUGGUUCUGGUGCAGGAACCUUUCCAAGAAGUGACAUAGAUUUUAAAGGUACAUUUUGCUAUGGCUUGGCAUCUGGUACAUGAGAAAAUACCAUAAAGCCAGAAGAGAACUGUGCAGUUCAGUGUGGGUGCACACUGCGCUGGUGUUACUGCAACUGCUGAAGAUGCAGCAGGGCUGUCUGUCUUCAGUUAGCUUGAGAACUGGUAGCAGAGCUACUGACGUAGCAUACAAUGUAGCUCUCCACCUCCUCAAAGAUGGAUUUAGCUUCCCUGGGAGGUGAAUCUGAGCCUCUGUAAUUUUCCUGUGAGAAGUUUGCCAGAUAACUAGUUUAAUGCUCUGCCCACCUGCCCGCCAUCUGUGACAGCAGAAAGUUGUUACAGGAUGACAGGCUGCCACUGAAAGCUGCUUGGCUUCAUACUCACCCAGAGGCGACGUGAAACAGACAGAGCUUCCAUUUCACUAGUGCUUCUUUUAGAAAGCUCAUAACAAAAUCGGCUUCCCACACUGGCUCUGUACAUGUCUGUGUUUAGAAGAGCAGCAGCACAUACUCAGGAUUUUAAAUCCUGGAUUUUAAGCACAUGGAUUCUGAGUUUAGCAUGGGGGGAGAAAUACAUUUUCUGGAGUUAUGGCCUAACCUGCUGGAUGCUGCUUCCUGCUUAAAGAUAGAAAAGGCAUUAUCACCCCCUGGCUUUCUGCACAGCAAGCACAGCAUUUUACCCAUGGAUUUGUGUGCCAAACUCAGUAAUUUGGUGCAGUGGGAGUGUCACUGCUGGAUAGUCAUCAGCCUUGAUUAAAAAAAGUUAGAACAGGAGAUAAUUUUCUACCUCCCUUGGUACUUUAUUUCUGUGAUUAAUUACUCUCAUUAUUAAUUUUGCAACUUUAUUUUAAUUGAAAAAAAGAGGAAAGAGUAAAAUCAGGCAUGCAAGCAUUCUUCUUCCUGGCAAUUCCAGCAUUAGAGUUUAGCUUUUCCGUUAUUGCUGCGUAUUUAUUCUUAGCUUCAAGACAGACCAAAGGAAAUACAGAAAAUACUACUCCCAUGUGAACCUAGAGAAAUGAUACAGCAUCUUGAAUAUCCAAAUAGGGAAAGAAAAAAAAAAAUCAGCUAUUCUAAAGAAACAGCAUUUGGCAGUGUUUAGGCAUAUGGUCAUUUAUUUCCCCAAACAGAAGUUGCUGAUUUGGAGCACACCAGUCAUUUCUGAUUGUACACAGUGGACUAUUAGUUUUAAUUUUAUUUCCUGACACUGUAUCUGCUCCUAGAACAACUCACUGGAGACUUAUCGCUCAGCAGAAAGGCACUGCUGUAUCCUGCAGCAAGGCUCCGAGAAUCUUGCAGCUAUAUUGAAAAUAAGGCCAUAGUUUGUUGUGCUGCUGGAAUCUACAGAGUGUGCAGAAAUCCAAAUGCUUUGGAAGAUGAAUGUGAACAGAAAAUGCUAAUAACUUUCAUGCUCCUCUCUCCAGGAGACCCACAUCCAUGCUGCAGCUUCCAUGAAGAAAGCUCUUCAGUUUUAUUAUAGUACCCAGGGGUUCCUGAUUUUUCAACCAUAAUUCAAUCUUUCCUUCUAAAUCGCAGUUUUACAUGAGAAUUACCAAGCCCCUCUCCGUGAAGAUUGAUACACCAAGAGAUGAUGGGUUUGGCCCCGCGAACAGACAUUGACAAACCCCUAUGGGCUGUACCUCAUAAGCUAGUCUACACCAGUCAGCGAGACACUGGGUAUGAGUAGCAGCUGAUGACAGGAAAGUGCUGCUGGGUGUGGAGCACCAACCCUGCCUGAAGAGCUGCGUAAAGAGGCAGUGCCUGCCUUGGGCUCCAAGGGCGAGAGCCUGAGUAGCUCUGGCGUCUGCUGGCUGAGUUCAGAUAGGUGGCAGCUGUGGCUCUGUAGACACUGCAUGAAUAAACAGGCUUGUGUUUGUAAUUUUUUUUAGAUAAAGGACUAUUCUAGGAGUCUGUCACCCACCACUUGAAUGAGUAAGAUUUGAAUAUUGCCUUCUACACAUGUCCUGCUUACAGACCUAAUUUAGCAAAGCUGGCGCUAAGGAGGUAGAUGUACCAGCAAGCACAAAUCUCCAGUUCUCCAUUUCGCAUGAAUACCAGCAGCUAUACAAGACAGGCCCUAAAAGAAGCAAUACCCUUUUCUCUCAUGCAAGUAAUGUUAUGUUUCUAAAGAAAUUUCAGCAAAGUUUUGCUGUCUCCUAUAUGACUGGGCAUACCUGUACCAUAGCGUCUGUGGAGAAUAAAGAGCGCGUCAUGCUACUUGGUCAUGCUUUUCUCCCCCAUCAAAUACUGUUUGGUUCAGGAACCUACACACUGAGGUCACUCUCCAGUAAGCAAAUUUUUCAGGAAAUGAAAAGGAAGAAACCUUAGAGAAAGUAUCAGUCACAUUUUAACUUGCCUUCAAAGAUUUUCUUUUAUUCAGAUCAACAGUGACUUGGUGCAGCACUCCCAUUCGUUUUGACAUACUGUAAGAAAAAGAUUGCCUGGAUUUUGUCACGCUCGGAUUAGGUGUAUGUCACCAAUGUCACUCUCAAAAGAUAUUUUACAAGUGCAUUCAUGGAACUGUGUUUAAAGAAAGUUAAAAGCCACAGUCUAAAAGUGUAUGCCUUAAGUUCAGAGACUGUCUCAGCUUCUGAAACUAUAAAGCCAACUUUGCCGCAGUUUAUUCACCAGGGUAUCAAAAUAAUUAUAUUUAUUGAAAUGCAAAUUAAAGCUCUACACAGGCUCUAUGAAAUUAAAAAAGAUUUUUGUUACAAGCCCUGUAGAUGUUAAUUUACAAGCCUGAUAGCACCAAAUGAACUCGGGGCAAGAUCUUUCUCUUUUAAACAUUCAGAAGAAAUCCAGCAACACUAAGGUAAAAUUCUGAGAAACUCGUAGUUCCUCCCAUGCAACCAGCUGCAAUGGAGAAUUAGGACAGACUGCUUGCUCUAGGUUUGUAUACUGGGGACUGGGAUGUUUAAGUUAAUCAUUGAAAGAAUCAAGAUACACAAGACCUAUUCCUUCUGGUAAUAAAUUGCCAGUUUAAACAAAAUAAAAUAAUCACCUUCUAGUUGGUAAAAUAAAUAUUUAGAUGCUCCAUGAUGAUGAUAUCCAUUCCAAACAUUUAAACAUUUUGCUUUCUUGAGAGCUAGACCACCAGCACAGUGAAGCAGAAGAUCAUCCCAGCCUAAUACCUUGUCUCUACUGGUGGCCAGAACCAGGAAUUUCAAGCAGAAGCUUGUGUUUCUCAUAGCAUUACCAGGUCUCCUACUGCCACAGACCCCACAGGUAAACUCCAGUUUAAGCCUGCAUUGGGCAGGCCAGUUUCUCACUGCUUGUUUUGUUGCUUCGUUCCAUUACAUGUUUUUAUUUUUUUGGUAAAUUUAAGUUGGCUUUUGUAUUUAGAAGUGCCUUUACUUUGGCACUUAGAAACCUACUUGUUUUUUUUAAUGCUUUGAACUUCACUGUCAGUCCAAACUUCAUUUGCAACAUCAGAUCAUUACUCGUCACCUGAGUAUAUUCAGAGGCUAAAUAUAUAGCAGCCUUUAUUUAUGCUAAAGCUGAAAGCAGUUGUAGGCAGAUCACGUCUCUCCUCUUCAACUCCACAUGCAGUGUAGUUCCUUUUAUCCCAACGAGCUACUUGUUUUUAUUUUGUACUUCUUAACUCUCUCACUUCCCAUGGCAGUGAAGUUCCUAUUCUGCGCAUUUUCUGAUUCUGAGCUCGUUCUACCGAUGCCCCAGGAAUGCCUCCCUGUUUACAAUAUCAAUACAGGUCUUUAACAGAUGAACAGGGGAAACAUCUUUGAUAGAACAAUAAGCAUCUUCUAGUCCGUAUCUCAACUAAGUUACAAAGCAGUAAUAGUAGCUGUGGUUGUAUAGUUCUAUCUCAUAUAGGUAACGAUGAAAUAUGUUAACCUGCAAGCCUGUUCUUCAAGUGUUUUAAUUAAAGUGAUGUUUUUAUCCCUCCUCCUUCACCCACUGUUGUUAAUUUUAUCUGGGCGUUUUACAGGAAACUGAGCACAGAUGAGAAUGAUGUCCUCAUAGUUUCUUCUGAAGUCAGUGAAAGC